UAAUGUACCUACGAAUAAAUAAUAAUAUUUAUUUUAAAGUUUUGUUGUUUAUUGUAGUUAAAGUACUGUUAAGUUCAUUGUAAUAUACUUUGAUUGACUGGAUAUACAAUAAUUAUAUUGCCGAUUACUGGAAUUACGAUGUCAAUCCCAGAUCCAGAUUCAGAACAAACAAAUGGAAGUACGAUGGAUCAAAUGUCACAAAUAAGUUAUUCAAGUGCCGAUGAAAUGGGAAACUUGUCAAUAGUUAAAAUUGAAACAGAUGAGACAGAUAAUUAUUACUACAACAACAUGAUUAACGUAGAGUUGGAAAAUUAUCCGCUGAACACUGAACUUACCAAUGUCGAUAACGUAAUAAAUGAGACCAAAAUUAAAACUGAAUUACAAGAAACAGAUGAUCGUUUCUACGAAACGAAGAUAAAAGUAGAAGAGUCAUUUAAUGCAGAACUUACCAAUGUCAAUGGUGUAAAAAAUGAGACCGAAAUUAAAACUGAAUUACAAGAAACAGAUGGUUGUAUCUACGAGGCAAAGAUUAAAGAAGAAGAUCUAUUUAACGAAGAACUUACCAAUUUUGAUGAAGUGAAAAAUGAGAUUGAAAUUAAAACUGAAUUACAAGAAACAGAUGAUGGUUUCUACGAGGUGGAGAUUAGAGUAGAAGAUCCGUUUAGCGCAGAACUUAAUGCGAAUGAAAUUAAAGCGGAAGAAUCUAAUAUAAAUGAUCAACUGGCUCGAAUAAAAAGCGACAAAUAUUCAAACAAAUUACAAUCGUUCAUAUGUGAUUUGUGUAAAAAAUUGUUUAUUACCAGAAGACAAAUAAUCCGCCAUUUGGCUAGACACAAAAAAAAAUGCACUGAAAAUAAGCCCUUCAAUUGUGUAGUGUGUUUACAAACUUUUAAGAAAAAAUGGAAUCUGAAUAUACACCAACGUGUCCAUACCAAAGAAAAGCCGUACAAAUGUGUUAUAUGUGUAAAAUCAUAUUCGCACAAACUCAGUCUGAUAGUACACGAACGCACGCACACCGGCGAGAAGCCCGAUCAGUGCGAUGUGUGUUUAAAGUAUUUUUCUCAAAGUUCUAGCCUCAGUAGACACAAACGCACGCACACUGGUCAAAAAAGCUAUAAGUGUGACGUGUGUCUGAAGUAUUUCACUCGUAAAACCUAUCUGACAGUACACAAACGCGUGCAUACCGGGGAGAAGCCCUACAGCUGUGAAGUGUGUUCAAAAUCUUUCAAGGAAGGUGCUGAGUUAAACAAACACAAACGCGUGCAUACCGGAUAUAAGCCACACAAGUGUGUGACGUGUUCGAAGACUUUUUCUCGAAAAUCUCACCUUAUAGCACAUGGACGUGUGCACACCGGCGAGAAGCCGUUCAAAUGUAAUGAGUGCUCAAAAACUUUUGCUAAUAAACCGAACCUCAUCACACAUAAACUCAUACAUUCCAGUGAAAAACCUUACAAUUGUGAAGUGUGCUUUAAAGGUUUUACUGUAAAGUCUUACCUUACUCAACACCAAAAUGUGCAUACCGACACAAAGUCUUUCCAUUGCGAUGUGUGUUUAAAAUAUUUUUCCGACAAACACAACCUGCUUAUACACAAACGCAUUCAUACUAGAAAAGAGCCCGACAAAUGUUAAGUGUGUGUAUUGUUUUUUUUUGCCAAAAUCUAAGAUGGUCUCAUUUCAAUUCUGUAAAAAUAUUUGAGUUUAUCGGGCUCUUGAUUAUUUUAGGAAUUUAUUUUUAAAAGAAACAGGUUUUUGAAAUUCGACUUCACAAAAUCUAAUCAUUAUAAAUAGCCAUAAUUUUGUCAGACUUUUAGGUCUAGAUUGGUUUCUUGCGAGAACAAAAUGGCUUUUACUCAUAGAAAAAAUUAUAUAUGUUAUAAAUUAUACCCUGAGGCUUGUAAAAAAUUAUCCUGGAAAUAAAUUUACUCCAUUCUGUUUUUAAUUUAAUACAUGUGUUAUGACAUAAAUAGUUUAACCCUACUUGAGUUGCAAUUAAAAAAGAAUAUUAUGAUUGUAAGUACAUUGUGUAGUAAAAUUUAAAAACUUUGAAAAAACACAAAAUUUAGACCGAAGACCUUAAAAUCCAUAUUAUUGUAUUAAUGU
This is a messenger RNA of Adelges cooleyi (spruce gall adelgid), 2100 nucleotides long. Its product is annotated as gastrula zinc finger protein XlCGF52.1-like. Gene Ontology annotation, molecular function: DNA-binding transcription repressor activity, RNA polymerase II-specific; RNA polymerase II cis-regulatory region sequence-specific DNA binding. The record is from RefSeq and is a predicted model, not a curated record. Gene Ontology annotation, biological process: negative regulation of transcription by RNA polymerase II. The transcript is spliced from 7 exons. Bases 139 to 1629 code for a protein of 496 amino acids. NCBI's taxonomy places the organism in Eukaryota, Metazoa, Arthropoda, Insecta, Hemiptera, Adelgidae.